UGAAGAAUGAAACCUCCUCUUUCGUUAGCCCUCUCCAACAUUUCCUUUUUGUUUCCUUAAAACCCUAACGCCUCCAUGGCAUGGCUACCCAAACUCCGAGUUGCCACCGCCUCUGCUGCUUCAUCCGCCGUCAACCCACUCCGACGUUGGAUCCGAGAUAUCGGAUCAGCCGCUGCGUUGGAGCUCGACUACGACUAUGACUGCUACGAUUACGAGCGAGCUCCCCUGGAUCGGCGCCUGCCUCAGCAGAAGCUGGAUGUGGAUGGUUCAGUGCCGGAGAGGGGAGUCCAGUGGGUGCUUAUAGGGGAGCCUGGGGUGAAACGCCAUUCUUAUGCUGAGAGGCUUUCCAAGCUUCUAGGAAUCCCUCAUAUUUCAAUGGGUUCCCUUAUUAGACAAGAGCUUGAUCCUUACUCCUCUCUCUACAAACAGGUGGUAAAUGCUGUGAAUGAAGGGAAGCUUGUUCCAGAGGAUGUUGUUUUUGCUUUACUGUCUAAGCGACUUGAAGAAGGUGAAAAUGGUUUCAUUCUCGAUGGAAUUCCUCGCACCAGGCUCCAGGCUGAAAUUCUUGAUCAAAUUGUUGAUAUUGAUUUGGUUGUGAACUUUAAAUGUUCUGAAGAGUACAUGUUGAAGAUGAGUUCAGAAAGUGAGCUUCUUCACAUUGGCAACUCCAAAGGUGUAGAAAGUUCCUUGAAGAAGAAACUCCGUGUAUACUCAGAGCAGGCCAAGUCAGUGGAGGAUUACUACAGUAAGCAAAAGAAGCUUCUCAACUUUCAGCUUGCUGGUGCAACAGGAGAUGCAUGGCAAGGCCUUUUGGCUGCACUACAUCUCCAGUAUUCGCCUAUUAAUGCUUUCAGCUCUUCACCAAAGUUGACAGCUUAAACAUCGUUAUUUUUCAGAUCAAGUGGUCAAUUUGAUAUUCCAGCGUGGUAGUAAAUAUGUACUGAUGAGUGAUAGAUAAGUUUUUGAGUGUGGCGAACACCCAAGUUGGUGAUUUGCCUCGAAUUUUUGUUUCCAAUUUGUGAGUUACUAUGCAAUAUAAAAGUAUGUAAUGCAGUUUUGGCCGAAGAUAAAAAGAGUGGAGAUGAUCAUUGGCCUGUAUGACUAUUUAUGAUAUAAUGAAUUCAUUGCCAUUUUUUGUGGUGAAUAA
Molecule: messenger RNA, 1147 nt
Organism: Gossypium raimondii (Peruvian cotton)
Lineage: Eukaryota; Viridiplantae; Streptophyta; Magnoliopsida; Malvales; Malvaceae
Product: probable adenylate kinase 7, mitochondrial
Exons: 4
Coding region: 76-879 (267 amino acids)
Biological process (GO): nucleobase-containing compound metabolic process
Cellular component (GO): cytoplasm; mitochondrion
Molecular function (GO): ATP binding; AMP kinase activity
Source: RefSeq, a predicted model, not a curated record